Leptinotarsa decemlineata (Colorado potato beetle) is the source of this 1013-nucleotide messenger RNA. It is a transcript of the gene HLH3B, whose product is annotated as Helix loop helix protein 3B. The record is from RefSeq and is a predicted model, not a curated record. NCBI's taxonomy places the organism in Eukaryota, Metazoa, Arthropoda, Insecta, Coleoptera, Chrysomelidae.
AGUAGCUUUGGACUGCGGGAUAACAUGACGUGAUUCGAUAGUGGGAAUUAAAGUGAAGUAGGUAUAUAAUACUUGUGUGGUGAUUUGCUGUUUUUUGUUUUGUGCGAGGAUACGAGUUAUUUAAAUGCAAAUUUUGACGUAUACAAACUCUAGUCCUGCAGAAAUGGAUUGGACUGCAGACGGAGAAAACACUGAUGUUAGCACGUCUUCAUCCUCAAACGCUGGCAGAUCCACACAAAACCAAGAUCACGAUUCUCUUUCAGAAGACGAUGAUUUUUCCGACGAGUUUUCCAUUAUCGACAGUGACGAUGAGAGGAGAAUCGAUCACAGACAACAGCCACAACACAACAUGAUGCAGCUUUCUAAUCGAGGAGUUGUUAAGAAAAUUUUCACGAACAGCAGAGAAAGGUGGAGACAACAGAACGUCAGUGGAGCAUUUGCCGAACUGAGAAAACUAGUUCCGACCCAUCCUCCAGAUAAAAAACUAUCUAAGAAUGAAAUUCUCAGGAUGGCAAUAAGAUACAUUCGUAUACUCACCAACGUUCUAGAGUGGCAGAACACUACCGCAAGCACUAUUCAAGUCGAUAUCAAAUGCGAAGACGUUGCAACGAUCUCCAAACACCCCGGUAUCAUUCCGGGAUUGCACAACUUGAGGACAAGAGCGAGACUUCGCCGCAACCAAACCAUUAUUAGUCAACCUCUUUCCAUUUGUGACCGCAACGGAAACAACCUUUUGAUGAUAGCGCCCAAUAACCACUUACCUUUUCGCAGGAGGACCAUUUUCAUUGAUAUUCCAGCCAGCCAAGGGCAAAACGAGUUGAAAAUCGAGUCAAAGGAUGGAAAAGAGGAAGAUAGAGAAAGUAAUGCAGGCGAAAAGGGUGGAAAGGAAACGUAAUGAAAGUGAUAUUGAUGCCAAAGAAUUGUUAAAUGUUUUGUUGUGAUACAUGUUCUUUAUGUUCAGAAGUAUAAUCGCCAUAUAUUAAAUGAAGUUCAAUAGCGAUUCUUUCUGAAAA